This is a messenger RNA of Sorghum bicolor (sorghum), 1507 nucleotides long. Its product is annotated as aspartate-semialdehyde dehydrogenase. Lineage: Eukaryota; Viridiplantae; Streptophyta; Magnoliopsida; Poales; Poaceae. Gene Ontology annotation, biological process: L-threonine biosynthetic process. Bases 128 to 1255 code for a protein of 375 amino acids. Gene Ontology annotation, molecular function: NADP binding; aspartate-semialdehyde dehydrogenase (NADP+) activity; protein dimerization activity. The record is from RefSeq and is a predicted model, not a curated record. The transcript is spliced from 8 exons.
AAAACCCCACUUCAUCCGGCAUUCUACGCCCUAAAACCCUAAUCAAGAAUUCCCGUCGUUACUCGUCAGCGCCACCCCCUAACCCACCACCCACCCCAUCCCCGUCUCAGCCUCGCGCGCCGCCACAAUGCAGGCCGCCGCCGCCGUCCGCCACCCGCGCCUAUUCUCGCCGUCCCCGGGCCGCGCCGCGCUGCACCGGCGCGCACCCAGCACCGUGCGCAUGGCGCUGCGCGAGGACGGGCCCUCGGUGGCCAUCGUGGGCGCCACGGGCGCGGUGGGCCAGGAGUUCCUCCGCGUCAUCACGGACCGGGACUUCCCCUACCGCAGCCUCCGCCUCCUCGCCAGCGAGCGGUCCGCGGGGAAGCGCCUCGCCUUUGAGGACCGCGAGUACACCGUCCAGGACCUCGCGGCCCCGGGGGCGUUCGACGGCGUCGACAUCGCGCUGUUCAGCGCCGGCGGGAGCGUCAGCCGGAAGUACGGGCCCGCGGCAGUCGCCAGCGGCGCCGUCGUCGUCGACAACAGCUCCGCGUUCCGGAUGGAUCCCGAGGUGCCGCUCGUCAUCCCCGAGGUCAACCCUGAGGCCAUGGGGAACGUCCGGCUCGGGCAGGGGGCGAUUGUGGCAAAUCCGAAUUGCUCAACCAUCAUCUGCCUCAUGGCUGCCACGCCGCUCCAUCGCCACGCCAAGGUGGUAAGGAUGGUUGUCAGCACAUACCAAGCAGCAAGUGGUGCUGGUGCUGCGGCAAUGGAAGAACUCAAGCUGCAGACUCAGGAGGUCUUGGAAGGGAAGGCACCAACAUGCAAUAUUUUCAAACAGCAGUAUGCUUUUAAUAUAUUUUCACACAAUGCACCGGUUCUUGAGAAUGGGUAUAAUGAGGAAGAAAUGAAAAUGGUGAAGGAGACAAGAAAAAUUUGGAACGACAAGGAUGUGAAAGUAACUGCGACUUGCAUACGGGUUCCUGUGAUGCGUGCGCAUGCUGAAAGUGUCAAUCUACAGUUUGAAAAGCCACUUGAUGAGGAUACUGCAAGAGAAAUUUUGAGGGGAGCUCCUGGUGUUACCAUUAUUGAUGACCGUGCUUCCAAUCGCUUCCCUACGCCUCUGGAGGUAUCAGAUAAAGAUGAUGUAGCAGUGGGUAGAAUUCGUCAGGACUUGUCCCUGGAUGAUAACCGAGGGUUGGACAUAUUUGUCUGUGGUGAUCAGAUACGUAAAGGUGCCGCACUCAAUGCUGUUCAGAUUGCUGAAAUGCUCCUGAAGUGAUUAUCCUCUUGUCUUCCUCUCCCCGUCCCUAGUUGCUCUGAUCAAUGCUGGACAGUACUCUGAUUAGUUUGUGCUCAAUUUUGGUCGCGUGUUCUGUAUUCUGCCGUGCUAGUGCAAUAAUUGUGAGAUGGGCUUGAGUUAUCUGCUGUACACAAAAGUGGGCUCGUAAGUUUGGGGAAUAAUGCGCCAUCCUUAUUCAGCACUCUGGUUUAUAUCUUGUUCCGAUUCGUCUAACACGCUUAUAAAAAAAAA